CUCUCUCGCAGCUUGCGACCUUUUUGAUCCUUUUUGCCAUCCCUCGACUGUUGAACAUUUCCUCAACUGCACCUUUGCGCGUUACACGGCAAUUGUCUUUCUUUCUGAAUUAUUCCAAUCCUUUGUAUUGCACGUAAAACCCUUGUCUUUAUACAACAAGUAUUCGCCAUGGGGAAGUCAUCAGAAGGCAUCAAGGCUUAUUACAAGAAUAAGAUCGAGGAGCUAGAGACCCGAGCCUCUGCCAUGACGCAAAACCUUCGGCGUCUUGAGGCACAACGUAAUCAACUGAAUGCGAAAGUCCGUCUACUACGUGAGGAGCUCCAGCUUCUACAGGAACCAGGCUCCUAUGUUGGUGAAGUCGUGAAAUUGAUGGGAAAGAAAAAGGUUCUCGUCAAGGUCCACCCGGAAGGAAAAUACGUUGUGGACAUCCAUCCCUCGAUUGAUAUUGCUCAAUUAACUCCCACCGUUCGCGUUGCCCUUCGCCAUGACAGUUAUCAGCUUCACAAAAUUUUGCCAAACAAGGUGGAUCCACUGGUUAGCUUGAUGAUGGUCGAGAAGGUGCCGGAUUCGACGUAUGAGAUGAUUGGUGGUUUGACGAAUCAGAUUAAGGAGAUUAAGGAGGUCAUUGAGCUGCCCGUCAAGCAUCCCGAAUUGUUUGACUCGUUGGGUAUCGCUCAGCCAAAAGGUGUCCUGCUGUACGGUCCCCCAGGAACGGGAAAAACGCUAUUGGCAAGGGCUGUAGCACAUCACACAGAUUGUCGAUUCAUUCGUGUAAGUGGAUCGGAGCUGGUGCAAAAGUACAUUGGGGAGGGCAGUCGAAUGGUGCGAGAGCUCUUUGUCAUGGCGCGUGAGCACGCCCCAUCGAUCAUCUUUAUGGACGAAAUUGACUCUAUUGGAUCAAGUCGUAUUGAGUCUGGAUCAGGUGGUGGAGACUCUGAAGUCCAACGUACAAUGUUGGAGCUUCUGAACCAGCUGGACGGUUUCGAAGCGACUCAAAACAUCAAAGUUAUCAUGGCCACCAACCGUAUCGAUAUCUUGGACCCAGCCCUUCUUCGACCCGGUCGAAUCGACAGAAAAAUCGAGUUCCCUCCACCAAACGAAGAGGCGCGAACGGACAUUUUGAAGAUUCAUAGUCGGAAGAUGAACAUGACGCGGGGAAUUGAUUUGAGGAAGAUUGCGGAGAAGACAUCUGGUGCAAGUGGGGCUGAGGUGAAGGGUAUCUGUACAGAGGCGGGUAUGUACGCUCUUAGGGAACGGCGUGUGCAUGUUACACAGGAAGACUUUGAGAUGGCUGUUGCAAAGGUACUAAAGAAGGACUCGGAGCAAAACAUGAGUAUCAAGAAAUUGUUCAAGUAGGAGGGCGCUGGGGACCGUACCAUGUUGUUGAUUGUGUACGUGUAUUUGACGUGAUAUUGGAAUGCCAAAUCGUCGUGAUUUCAGAGCUUUUAGACGUUUACAUACGUACAUACCUACUCAGGAGUACUUGACCAUUGGAAACGAUGAUUAACAAGCAUCAGCUUUUAUCGAGAUUGAUGCUCUUUUCUGGUGAUUUUUCAAAAGUCAGAAUAUAUCUCUGCACUGGACUGUGACAACAUUCACAUGAACCCCAGAUGUUGAAGAGUUCCAAAACGAGAAUUAUUGAGUAGGCUCUUGUCC
Molecule: messenger RNA, 1656 nt
Organism: Spizellomyces punctatus DAOM BR117
Lineage: Eukaryota; Fungi; Chytridiomycota; Chytridiomycetes; Spizellomycetales; Spizellomycetaceae
Product: 26S protease regulatory subunit 8
Exons: 3
Coding region: 169-1356 (395 amino acids)
Biological process (GO): proteasome-mediated ubiquitin-dependent protein catabolic process
Cellular component (GO): proteasome regulatory particle, base subcomplex
Molecular function (GO): proteasome-activating activity; ATP hydrolysis activity; ATP binding
Source: RefSeq, a predicted model, not a curated record